Porites lobata is the source of this 6103-nucleotide messenger RNA. Lineage: Eukaryota; Metazoa; Cnidaria; Anthozoa; Scleractinia; Poritidae. The record is from the annotation of a GenBank genome assembly.
AUGGUUAAAGGUAGUACGGUAAAAUAUCAACACGUUCAACACGUACUAUUAAAGAUACUUCAAUUUGCUUCAUUUUCAGGAAUUGCAGAGGUUUUCAAUGAUGAAGGCAGUAAAGGUUGCGACAAAAGAGACUACAGCUACGCCGUUUACUUUUAUACUGAGGGGAUUAAAGUGAACUGCAAGGACAAGGAUCUGAUGGCUGAACUGUACAGCAACAGAGCACAUGCACACCUUUUUUUGGGUGAGGCUGUUUGUAUUUUCCAGGGUUUAGUGGGUUGCGUACUUGUAGGACUUUCAAUUAAUUGCUAUCAGGUGUUGUGCUUGUUCAAAGCCCCCACUGUUGUUUCGAUACAGAAAGGAACACUGAUAAGGUGUUGUUUGAUUUAUUGACCAGGCCUGUUGACAACGCAAGAAAAGAAAAGAAUAUUUUAUUUGGAGUCUUAUACAAGCUAGUUCAUAAACGUUUUGAAUUUCCAAAUGAUUCAAAAUUACAAAAUAUACUGGUCAUUGAUUCAGUACACUACGAUACGCGGGGGUGGGGGCAUUAUCUAUACAUGGAAGCUCCCCCCGAAAGGGGGAAUUUUUUCAGGCUCCAGGUAUAUCAAAUAGAAAAGAAUUUGCGAAUUAAUUAUGUAGAGGGGUAGAAACAUGACUUUAUCAUUUGAUCGUUUCGAUGAAACCAGCGUUAUCAUCGGCUAGGUCAUUUCAAUUUAUUGCUGCCAAGACGACUUUCAGUCACUAAGUAAACAUAUUCUUUGUAUGUUGAAGGGGUACUAUUUUUCAAUGGAAAGAAAAGGUCUACCUUUUGUGUUAGGGUAAGGGGCCGGCCGGCCGGACCUCGGGUCGGAGCCCUCUCGUAUGAAACUUUGUUGAGAGAUUUCCCAGUUUCUUUUUUUCAUACUUACGAAGGCUAACCCGCAUUAACCGAUUUUAUUUGCUUUGAAUUUUGUUUUGCCUUGCCGCACCUGUUGUGACUUAUUUUGGGUUUGUUUUUUAUUUACACAUUAAUUUUAAAGGAAAUUACAGUGACUCACUGAGGGAUGCAAAAGAUGCCACUGACAUACGGCCAUUGUUGGUAAAAGCCAUGGUAACAGGUAAUUGUAAUGUUACCCUAGUCUCGUUUAGAAACAGUGAUAGGCUUACCGUGAUAAUGUCAUUACGUUUAAAGAGUUCGCAUCAUCAGGAUCUGAGACACAGCACCCUUGCGUAUUUCAUGGUUUGGUUUUAGAAAGAUUUUUGAGACUGAACUUUAGGGGUUUGAUUAGUUUUAGUCUCAACGUGGUAGUUAUAGUGUCCAUGUUUACGGUUGCUUGAAAAAGGGAAUAUAAAGCGUAUAGCGUAUUUAAUAAGAGUAUAGACAAAAGAAAUCAGACGCGAUUUGUUUUUCUCUAUCUCUUGGGCUCGAUUUUCCAAGAAACUUUGCCGGAAAGUGGACCUAAUAAUUGUUAAUGUUAUUGUAAAAAAAGCCAAACAGACAGCAAUUUGAUGGUGCGCACUCCUAUAGACUAUUAGAAAUGACGUGAACAAAAUGUUCAAAACUUUGCAGUGAAACCACUCAUCUGCGGCUCGUGAUUUCACUUGAGUUUUGAACGUUGUGAGGUCACUUCUAUGGUCAGGAACCCACAGUAGUCAUGGGUUCCUGCUAUGGUUCAUAGCAGUGUUGACCAUAGAAAAUUGUUGUCCGCGAACGUUUGUUAAUUUCUUCUCAGAAACUGAUGGAUACGCCCAAAGGAUGCCAGUUUUGAGGGAGCUCUACUGUAUGCUGCAGUUUUACUGAAUUAUAUAUUUACAUAUUUCAGGAGCUAAAGCCUCUUUGAAGAUGAAUAUGUCUGAAAAGGUGAUCGCGUGGUGUGAAAGAGGAUUAGAAGUAUCCUUAUGUUCAUACUUUUUAAGUCCAUAGUAAGAAGGUGUUGCAGCGUACUAUACUCAUCACCAUACAUUCCCGGUUAUAAAAUAAUGUUAAAAUGCUUGCCAAUUUCUUCACCCCUUACUUCCCUACGAACUAGGUUGCAAAAAGAACUUUAUGUGUUUUCUCACCUUCCAUGAUUCAUAUGUGGAAGUAAAAGCAGGAAAAAGAUAAGUCACUUUUCUAAACAUAGAUGUACAUGACUGUUAUAGACUAACCUCUCUUUUGAGUAAAGGAAGCAUGGAGGAAGGCCAAGGUCAAGUCUAGUUUCACUGUUAACACCUUAACAAUUUUUUAAGGUUGACUAGGAAAACCAAACCUUGCUGGAACUGAGGAAACAUGCGUUAACAUGCGCAGAAAAAGAAAACACCCGUUUAGGAAAUACAGUCAUCGACAACAAGGUGUCUUUCUUUAAAAUAAACGUUUUUGUUUGAUUGUCUGCCAUAUAGAAAUUCUCUUCAUAUUUGACACAGCUGAGUUUAGUCAAAGGGAAAACUUUGUUAAGGCGAUUGGUGUGGCGGAUUUAGUCAUAUCUUUUGGCUGGAGUUUAACCACACAUGAAGAUCAAUCGUCAUUCUCUAAUAAUAAUAAUAAUAAUAAUAAUAAUAAUAAUAAUAAUAAUAAUAAUAAUAAUAAUAAUAAGAAAACCUUCAUUAAUUUAUACGGCUCAGGGUAGCCCCUUCAGACCCAAAAAGCUGUCUGUUAUCAAUGGGAGCCCUGAGCAACAACGCACACACACUAAACAUAUAAACAUUACACUAAUACAGGUAAUAAUAUAAAUAGAAAACUAUUUUCAAGUAAAAGAUUAAAAGAUGUAAAACACGAAAUAUCAUUAAGAUAAUUCGUUAAAAAGCUUCCGCAGAUGUAAUUUACUAAUAUGACGUUAAUAAAUCGCGCAGAGGGUUCAGAUAGAUGAGUUAAGGGAGCCCAUGGAAGCCAAUAAGGCUUACGACAAAAAGGGUAUUUUUUUUCAUGUUAACUGAAAAUACAACUUGCUGUCUAAGUUACAUUUGUGAACGGUUUAAACGAAUUGAUACUGGCUACAAUCUUUGGAAGACGUCGUGGCCCGUUUUUCGUACGAGACGUAAAUACAAACAUAAGACAACAUUUACCUAGUCCCCAGGCUUCAUUAUUCCGCGCAGCCAAUGCGUUUCAGGUCAUGUGGUACGAACGAAUUCGAACGAGUCUGAACGUUAUUCGUCUCGCUUACGUCACCGAAAUGCAUUGACCGAGAACAAACUAGCUAGGCAAAGAGAGCAACGAGAACAAUCGAUGUAUCAGUUGUUUUGGUAUUUAAGUGCCAAUGUAGCUUUGGGAGUCUAUUUCAAAAAUUCCCUUGAAACUAAGUAAUGACAAUUUUGGGCCCAAAACCCUUUUAAAGUUUCAGCCCCUUACUCCAUGCUACACCUGAAAAUUAAACUAUUUUGGCAGCAGUUUUAAGUUAAAAAAAUUAUUAAUAAUAAUAAAACAGUCGCAACUUGGGGCUUCAAGAAUUUUUAUGAAUAAACAGUUAGCUACAGCUUGCAUUAUACUUUCUCACCGGCUUUUUCAUGUCACACACAUUCUCUAGAAUGAUCUCCAUACGUUUCCGUAAAGAAUUAGUUAUAAGAAUUUGAUAAAAGAUCUAAGCAUUUCCCCUUUGGUGAUUAUUCAAUUUAUCAAUUUUUAUAACCUGUUGUCUUGAUGAAGUAUUGAUAAUGUUGAGAGAAAAAAAAAUUUGCUUCCAUUGCAUAAUCUCGACCACUAUUAUUAUUAUUAUUAUUAUUAUUAUUAGACGGCAGACGAUUAUAGACAACUUUUAAUACUGUCGCCGGAAGUUUUUAAAAAGUUUUAUAGAAAUUAAGAUAUUGUUUAAAUUUUCUAGUCUUUCCAAAAAAGCAAAAGCAAACAAGGACUACACAGCAGCACUUUCAAAGAGGAUGGCAUGGACAGUUAUGACCUUGCAAUCAAAGCAUUGAAAAGAGGUGAUUUUAGAGCAGCCCGGGAUUAUUUUGAGUUAGAAUUCAAGCAGGCCAAAAAGAACAAAGAAAUGGAUAGGGAAUACAAAGCAUGUAUGAACCUUGGCUGUGCUUAUGACUCUCUCGGGCAGUUCCGAAAAGCAAUCGAAUUCUUUGAGCGGGCUCUUGGUAUCGCAGAAGAGACUGGAAACAAAGAUUCAGAAGGAAGAGCAUAUUUAGACCUUGCCGGUGCUUAUGGCUCUCUCGGGCAGUUUCGAGAAGCAAUCGAAUUCUUUGAGCGGGCUCUUGGUCUCUUAGAAGAGACUGGAAACAAAGAUUCAGAAGGAAAAGCAUAUUUAAACCUUGGCAAUGCUUAUCACUCUCUCGGGCAGUUCCGAAAAGCAAUCGAAUUCUUUCAGCGGGCUCUUGGUCUCUUAGAAGAGACUGGAAACAAAGAUUCAGAAGGAACAGCAUAUUUAAACCUUGCCAGUGCUUAUGGCUCUCUCGGGCAGUUUCGAGAAGCAAUCGAAUUCUUUGAGCGGGCUCUUGGUCUCUUAGAAGAGACUGGAAACAAAGAUUCAGAAGGAAAAGCAUAUUUAAACCUUGGCAAUGCUUAUCACUCUCUCGGGCAGUUCCGAAAAGCAAUCGAAUUCUUUGAGCGGGCUCUUGGUAUCGCAGAAGAGACUGAAAACAAAGAUUCAGAAGGAACAGCAUAUUUAAACCUUGGCAAUGCUUAUCACUCUCUCGGGCAGUUCCGAAAAGCAAUCGAAUUCUUUCAGCGGGCUCUUGGUAUCGCAGAAGAGACUGAAAAGAAAGAUUCAGAAGGAAAAGCAUAUUUAAACCUUGGCAAUGCUUAUCACUCUCUCGGGCAGUUCCGAAAAGCAAUCGAAUUCUUUGAGCGGGCUCUUGGUAUCGCAGAAGAGACUGAAAACAAAGAUUCAGAAGGAACAGCAUAUUUAGGCCUUGGCAGUGCUUAUGGCUCUCUCGGGCAGUUUCGAAAAGCAAUCGAAUUCUUUGAGCGGGCUCUUGGUAUCUUAGAAGAGACUGGAAGCAAAGAUUCAGAAGGAACAGCAUAUUCAAACCUUGGCAAUGCUUAUCACUCUCUCGGGCAGUUCCGAAAAGCAAUCGAAUUCUUUCAGCGGGCUCUUGGUAUCGCAGAAGAGACUGAAAACAAAGAUUCAGAAGGAAAAGCAUAUUUAAACCUUGGCAGUGCUUAUCGCUCUCUCGGGCAGUUCCGAAAAGCAAUCGAAUUCUUUCAGCGGGCUCUUGGUAUCACAGAAGAGACUGAAAACAAAGAUUUAGAAGGAACAGCAUAUUUAGGCCUUGGCAAUGCUUAUCACUCUCUCGGGCAGUUCCGAAAAGCAAUCGAAUUCUUUGAGCGGGCUCUUGGUAUCGCAGAAGAGACUGAAAACAAAGAUUUAGAAGGAACAGCAUAUUUAGGCCUUGGCAAUGCUUAUCACUCUCUCGGGCAGUUCCGAAAAGCAACCGAAUUCUUUGAGCGGGCUCUUGGUAUCGAGAAGAGACUGAAAACAAAGAUUCAGAAGGAACAGCAUAUUUAAACCUUGGCAAUGCUUAUCACUCUCUCGGGCAGUUCCGAAAAGCAAUCGAAUUCUUUCAGCGGGCUCUUGGUAUCGCAGAAGAGACUGAAAACAAAGAUUCAGAAGGAAGAGCCUAUUCAAACCUUGGCAGUGCUUAUGGCUCUCUCGGGCAGUUCCGAAAAGCAAUCGAAUUCUUUCAGCGGGCUGUUGGUAUCGCAGAAGAGACUGGAAACAAAGAUUCAGAAGGAACAGCAUUUUUAAACCUUGGCAGUGCUUAUCACUCUCUCGGGCAGUUCCGAAAAGAAAUCGAAUUCUCUGAGCGGGCUCUUGGUAUCUUAGAAGAGACUGGAAACAAAGAUUCAGAAGGAAAAGCAUAUUUAAACCUUGGCAGUGCUUAUCACUCUCUCGGGCAGUUCCGAAAAGCUAUCGAAUUCUGUCAGCAGGCUCUUCGCAUCGUGGGGAAGACUGGAAACAAAGAUUUAGAAGGAGAAGUGUGUCUUACCCUUGCUUUUGCUCACUGCUCUCUCAGGCAGUUAGAAAAAGGAAUCGAGUUCUGUAAGCAGGCUCUUGGUAUCGCAAAAGAUACUGGAAGCAAAGAUUUAGAAGCAAGAACAAAUCAGGGCCUUGGUAGUUUUCAUCUUUAUCUCGAUAAUGUCGAAAAGGCAUUCGAAUUCUUAAAGCAGUCUCUAAAAAUCGCAAAGGAGACUGGACAAAAAGUUUAA